UUGGGCCCUGCAGGGCUGUGCCAGCAGGACAGGAGGCUCAGGAUGGGCACAGAAGGACUCCGAUGCCCUCAGGUGCUGUGGCUCCUCCUCUGGGUGCAGCCGUGCAGAGGGGCAGCGGAGGUGAGGCUGGCGGAUGGCAGCGGGUGCUGUGAUGGGAGAGUGGAGGUGAAACGCCAGGAGCAGUGGGGGACCGUGUGUGAUCUCUACUGGGAUGAAGAUGAUGCAGCAGUGGUUUGUAAGCAGCUGGGCUGUGGGUCAGCAAUCAGUGCUACACGGAGUGAAAGAUUUGUGCUAGGAUCUGGCCCCAUUUGGAUGGCUGAGGUCCAGUGUCGAGGCACUGAGUCUGCCCUGUCUGACUGCAAACAUGAUGAACGGUUUGUUCAAUUCUGCGCACACACUCGGGACGCUGGAGCUACAUGUACAGGAUUUGUCCGUCUGGUCGGAGGGGACAGCCGCUGCUCAGGACGAGUGGAGAUCCAUGACAGGGAUGGGUGGAAAUCUGUCUGUGACUCACACUUUGGUCCCAAAGCUGCUGAUGUGGUCUGCAGAGAUCUUCAGUGUGGCACAGCCCUGCCCGUCCCCACAGCAAGUCCCUUUGGAGAAGGGACCGGUGCCAUCUGGGACAGAGAGCUGCAGUGCGUGGGGAACGAAUCCAGCCUCUCCUCCUGCCCCACGGGGACCCCUCGGGUCCAGCCCUGUGCCCAGACAAGCAUUGCUGCAGUCACCUGCACACGGUUCAGGCUGGUGAAUGGCAGCACGGCGUGCGUGGGCAGGGUGGAAGUGGGGGUGCAGGGAACAUGGGGCAGCCUUUGUGCCUCCCGCUGGGACCUGAUGGACGCCCAUGUUCUCUGUCGGCACCUGGGCUGCGGGUUCGUGGUGUCCGUUCCCGAAGGAGGGCAUUUUGGAAGAGGAACUGGCCCGGUGUGGAAUGACUGGUUCCACUGCGAGGGGACUGAGAGCAGCCCAGAUCAGUGCCCGGUGACCGCCCUGGGGGCCUCUCCGUGCUCCCACGAGAACGACGCUGCCGUCAUUUGCUCAGGCCCGCCUCACAACGCAUCUCUAAGGCUGGUGGGUGGAGGGAGCCGGUGCGACGGGCGCAUGGAGAUCUUGCAGCGCGGGACGUGGGGCAGAGUCCUGGAUGAUCAGUGGGGCAUGGAGGACACCGGCGUGGUGUGCCGGCAGCUGCGCUGCGAGGAGGCAGAGGCAGCCUACAUUGUGCCGAGGGCCGAGCGAGGGACGGGCCCCGUGGGGCUGCGCGGGGUGCGGUGUGCCGGCCACGAGGCCGGCCUGAGCCUCUGCGACGCCUCCCUGCGCCGGGCCGUGGGCGUCAUGGAGGACGUGGGGGUCGUGUGCCGGGGGAGCCGCCAGGUCCGGCUGGUGGACGGGGCCGGGCGAUGUGCAGGGAGAGUGGAGAUCUACUACCGGGGGCGGUGGGGCACGGUCUGUGACGACGCCUGGGACACGGCCGAUGCCAAUGUGGUUUGCCGCCAGCUGAGCUGCGGAUGGGCCGUGGAGGCGGCCGGCUCGGCUUGCUCUGGGGAGGGCUCCGGGCACAUCUGGCUGGAUGGCGUGAACUGCUCUGGGGAUGAAUCUGCUCUCUGGAACUGCUCUGCUGAGGCCUGGGGACAGCACGACUGUGGGCACAAGGAGGACGCAGGAGUCGUCUGCUCAGAGUUCGUGGCCCUGAGGCUGGAGAACAGCGAUGGCUGCUCCGGGCGCCUGCAGGUUUUCUACAACGGGACGUGGGGGAGCGUCGGCUCCAACUCGAUGACUGCCUACACGGCGCCACUGGUGUGCAAGGAGCUGGGCUGCGGGGACGGAGGGGUCCUGGAAAGCAAACAACCGCUACCGCAGGGUAAUGGCACUGCGUGGCUGGACCACGUGCAGUGUGGGGAGAGCAACAGCUCCUUCUGGCAGUGUCCCUCUGGUCCCUGGCAGCUGCAGUCCUAUGACGAUGUGUGAGACGAGGCCAGCAUCACCUGCAAUGGUAGGCGAGCCACCCGGCACCAGAUCCCGCUUCCCUCACCACGACCAAGGUGGCACAGCCAGGCGCGAGCAGAGGCCCCGCCCUG
Lagopus muta (rock ptarmigan) is the source of this 2072-nucleotide messenger RNA. Its product is annotated as scavenger receptor cysteine-rich type 1 protein M130-like. Gene Ontology annotation, cellular component: membrane. Lineage: Eukaryota; Metazoa; Chordata; Aves; Galliformes; Phasianidae. The record is from RefSeq and is a predicted model, not a curated record.